AUGCACACGACAGAGUUGCUAUCGCCGUGCGCCAUCGCCGAACCGACUGUCGCCUCCGCCACCUCGCUACUCUCGCCGCCGGCGGAGGACAUCAGCAUCGAGUCGCCCCUGGACUGCGACUCGCUCAUCGUGGCUGACGAGAUCGAGGCAUCAGAGCCGCUCGAAACUCCCUCGGCGAGCGCGGCCCUGCGCCCAAGGCCCUUGGCUUCCAUAGAUCACACUCCUCAAACCGCUUGCUCGCAGAUGAUUGACGACGACCCCGUCCUCCGCUUCUACCUCUCCGACCCAGAAGGGUUCGACUCCCUCUUCGAGCGCCAGACAUCACGGGACGCCGACAUGGCGGACGCUGUCGUGGACGCAUGGAUGGAGGCGGGCCGCUACAAACGCCGGCCCUAG
This is a messenger RNA of Emiliania huxleyi CCMP1516, 396 nucleotides long. RefSeq lists its product as hypothetical. The coding region runs from base 1 to 396 and encodes 131 amino acids. The transcript has a single exon. The record is from RefSeq and is a predicted model, not a curated record. NCBI's taxonomy places the organism in Eukaryota, Haptophyta, Isochrysidales, Noelaerhabdaceae.